CACUCGCCGCGUAAAACCUCAUUACAACCGUCUUGAAGUUGUCGUUCUUCUUAUAGAGGGAGCCAAAUCCUGAAGGACUUGUAGCGAUUUUUAUAUUCGAAGACGCUGAAAAUGACUUCUUCCUCGGCGACUGAUCGUAGAAUAAGUGCUCUGGCCAGACACCUUUCCGGUGCUUCUUCGUCGCCGGCGAUGGACAUCUCUGCCUCUCCGACCUCGUCCUCUCGCGGCAACUCUGUUUUCAAUCAUCUUGUUCAAGCCCCCGAAGAUCCAAUCCUUGGAGUGACUGUUGCGUUUAACAAAGAUCCAAGCCCUGUCAAGUUGAAUUUGGGAGUCGGCGCUUAUCGUACUGAGGAAGGAAAACCUCUCGUUUUGAAUGUAGUGAGAAGAGCCGAGCAGCUGCUUGUAAAUGAUAGGUCUCGAUUCAAGGAAUAUCUUCCCAUUGUUGGUUUGACAGAAUUCAAUAAAUUGAGUGCCAAGCUCAUUUUUGGUGCUGACAGCGCUGCUAUUCAAGAGAACAGGGUUACUACUGUUCAGUGUUUGUCAGGUACUGGCUCCUUGAGAGUUGGAGCUGAGUUCUUGGCAAAACAUUAUCAUCAACGCACAAUAUACAUUCCAUCGCCGACAUGGGGAAACCACACAAAAGUUUUCUCCCUGGCCGGUUUAUCUGUGAAGACAUACCGCUACUAUGAUCCAGCGACACAUGGGCUGAACUCCCAAGGCCUACUGGAAGACCUUGGUUCUGCUCCACCUGGAGCUAUUGUGCUUCUUCAUGCAUGUGCUCAUAACCCUACUGGUGUUGAUCCGACUCUUCAGCAGUGGGAACAGAUAAGGCAGUUGAUGAGAUCAAGAGAUUUGUUACCUUUCUUUGACAGUGCUUAUCAGGGAUUUGCUAGUGGAAGCCUGGAUGCAGAUGCACAGUCUGUUCGUAUGUUUGUUGCUGACGGUGGUGAAUGCCUUGUAGCUCAAAGUUAUGCAAAGAACAUGGGCCUCUACGGGGAACGUGUUGGUGCCUUAAGCAUUGUCUGCAAGGCAGCUGAUGUGGCAGGCAGGGUCGAGGGCCAACUGAAACUUGUAAUCCGGCCCAUGUAUUCUAAUCCACCAAUUCAUGGUGCUUCUAUUGUGGCCACAAUCCUCAAAGAUAGGGACAUGUACAAUGAAUGGACUAUUGAGUUGAAGGCAAUGGCUGACCGUAUUAUCAGCAUGCGCCAGCAACUUUUUGAUGCCUUGCAUGCUAGAGGUACACCUGGUGAUUGGAGUCGCAUAAUCAAGCAAAUUGGAAUGUUUACUUUCACGGGACUGAAUUCAAAGCAAGUCGCCUUCAUGACUAAAGAAUACCAUGUCUACAUGACAUCUGAUGGGAGGAUUAGCAUGGCAGGUCUCAACUCUAAAAGAGUCCCGCAUCUUGCAGAUGCAAUUCAUGCUGCGGUUACCCGUGUUUCCUAGGUCUGGUGAUUGCAAUCUAACGAGCAUCCCUCAGGCUUUGCAUGCACUACUCUUUUUAUCUCUGUUUCCGAUGUAAUAAUUUUCACCUCAACAAAUGGAAGAAUGGAGUUAUCUGGGUUUUUUGUAUUGACGGGAACUGUAGGAGCUGCAGAUUGCAGUGCUUAAAGUCCUCGAAUUCAUGUAGCUAAUAAUCUUGUUGGGGUUGAGGUUCUGAAAAAACUGUCCAGCAUUUUAAAGCUUUUUUUGUUUCCAAAAACUGAAGAAUGCUCUGUCAGUCAGUCAGACUGGUUACUCUGCGACUGCAAGUUGCCUAGCAAAUUGUAUGCUGAUUAAAUCAAAAUAGCUUAUUUGC
Messenger RNA from Tripterygium wilfordii, 1795 nucleotides. RefSeq names its product aspartate aminotransferase, cytoplasmic-like. Lineage: Eukaryota; Viridiplantae; Streptophyta; Magnoliopsida; Celastrales; Celastraceae. Gene Ontology annotation, cellular component: mitochondrion. The transcript is spliced from 12 exons. The coding region runs from base 112 to 1443 and encodes 443 amino acids. Gene Ontology annotation, molecular function: pyridoxal phosphate binding; L-aspartate:2-oxoglutarate transaminase activity. Gene Ontology annotation, biological process: amino acid metabolic process; biosynthetic process. The record is from RefSeq and is a predicted model, not a curated record.